UUCUGUUCUUUUCCUUUCUUUUUUCUUUUCUUUUCUUUCGAAACAAUCACAUCAACCCUUCUCAUUUACUCAAAAAGUUACUCUUUUCCCUCUCCCCAGACUCCGUUCGCUACCUCCCAUCUCCUUACGUACUUGACCGUACAAUUACUCUACUUUUUUUCAAAAUCUAACUCUUCCUUUGCUCCCAUGGCAAAUUCACUCAUUAUCUGAUCUUAUAACCAAUAUUUCAGAAUACCCUUUUUCUACUUAUUCUUAGAUUUUUUUUUAUUAAAAGUCAAAUGGAUUCUCCUCAUGAAUCAAUAUCAGCAGCAAACGCGGCGGCCGCACGGAACGGCAACACGGUGCCACCGUUUCUGAGCAAAACCUACGAUAUGGUGGAUGACCCAUCGACCAACUCGGUUGUGUCGUGGAGUAACAGCAACAAUAGCUUCGUUGUGUGGAAAGUGCCGGAGUUUGCAAGGGACCUUUUGCCUAAGUAUUUCAAGCACAAUAAUUUCUCCAGCUUUGUCAGACAGCUCAAUACUUAUGGUUUUAGGAAAAUUGACCCUGACCGUUGGGAAUUUGCUAAUGAGGGGUUCCUAAGAGGUCAGAAACAUCUCUUAAAAACUAUCAGCAGGCGGAAACCUGCUAAUGUCCACAAUAAUGAGCAACCUCAAGCUCAGAGGUCAUCUCAAGGAGCUUGUGUUGAGGUAGGGAAGUUUGGGCUCGAAGAGGAGGUUGAAAGGCUUAAAAGGGACAAGAAUGUUCUCAUGCAGGAACUUGUUAGGUUGAGGCAGCUGCAGCAAGCCACAGAUAACCAGUUGCAAACUGUUGGCCAGCGUGUACAGGUGAUGGAGCAGAGACAGCAGCAAAUGAUGUCUUUUCUUGCUAAGGCCAUGCAAAAUCCAGGUAUCUUAAGCCAGCUUGUACAGCAGCAGAAUGAAAGCAACACUCGCCUUACUGGUGGAAACAAGAAGAGGAGACUCUCCAGGCAGGAUGAAGAAAAUUUAACUGGUGAACGUGGUGCCAUAUCUCGUAAUGGGCAGAUUGUAAAGUUCCAGCCUUCACUGAAUGAGGCAGCAAAGGCAAUGCUGCACCAGAUAUUGAAGAUGAACAUGUCACCUAGGCUUGAACCUUCGAUAAAUAACCCUGAUGCUUUCAUGAUUGAUGGUGCUACUCCUUCCAAUGCAUUAGACAGCUGGAGCUCCUCCAAUUGGGUUUCUGGAGUGACACUUUCAGAAGUCCCACCUGCUUCUGGGCAGUCUUAUCUGGAAGCAGAAUCAUGUUUUCCUGACACUUGUUCAUCUACUGCCAAUCAUUUAACAACUGAGCAUACUAAAGUGGAUCAAAUUUCUGAGAUAACUAUGCAGAAAUCACAGAAAGAUGCAGUUUUUCCAAACGUUACUCAAAUGCAAGGAAUUGUGCCUGAUGAUACUGUCAGAUUUACUGAUGCAAGUUUGGCAGAGUCUGAGAGAGGGAAGGCAGAGUAUCUUGAUCCAAUGGCAGCCGUUUUGGGUGGUGCAAUUCCUCUAGAAACUGAUCAGUUUUCAACUGAUCAUGAUAUGGACAACUUGCUGGAUGGAACCCCUAAGCUUCCAGCAAUUAAUGACGUAUUCUGGGAACACUUUCUUACAACAAGCCCACUCACUGGAGACACAGAUGAAAUUAACUCGAGUUCACCAGAAAAUGGUGCGAACGAGGAACAUGGAUCACUGUUAGGGCAGGAGAAUGUAUGGGAUGGGAUUCAGCAUAUGAAUCAUCUUACUGAGCAAAUGGGCCUUCUUACAUCAGAUAGCAGGAGGGCAUGAUGCACUACAUAUUUUAUAUACGUGUUUCUUGCUAUUAUGAGAAGUUGAUGAUCUUUGAUGCUGGCAAGAAAAAAAGCUCUUGCUCAAAGAGAGCAACUUUUGUUGUUAAAGGAGUUGUUUAUGUGUUAUAUGUACUAAUAAACAUAAAAUGCUUUCAAAAUAAUUAUCUCAAGAAACAUUAAUAAUGAAUUUCGAGUUUAACUUAA
Messenger RNA from Durio zibethinus, 1993 nucleotides. Its product is annotated as heat stress transcription factor A-1e-like. Gene Ontology annotation, biological process: regulation of transcription by RNA polymerase II; cellular response to heat. Gene Ontology annotation, cellular component: nucleus. Lineage: Eukaryota; Viridiplantae; Streptophyta; Magnoliopsida; Malvales; Malvaceae. The record is from RefSeq and is a predicted model, not a curated record. Gene Ontology annotation, molecular function: DNA-binding transcription factor activity; RNA polymerase II cis-regulatory region sequence-specific DNA binding.